Penaeus indicus is the source of this 4158-nucleotide messenger RNA. RefSeq names its product zinc finger protein 271-like. NCBI's taxonomy places the organism in Eukaryota, Metazoa, Arthropoda, Malacostraca, Decapoda, Penaeidae. The coding region runs from base 385 to 3195 and encodes 936 amino acids. The record is from RefSeq and is a predicted model, not a curated record. The transcript is spliced from 5 exons.
UGGCAACGCUGCGCCGGACCAGAGCGCCAUUUGCUACGACGAGCAGGAGGUCGUCGCGGAGUUUCUCGCUGUUUACUCCAUUCUCUAUACGGACUGAAGAUGUAAACUGUCUGGCGCUUCAUUACAACGGCUAUUUAGGAGUUUCUUUGGAGAAUGGAAACUGGCCAUGAUCUGGAACUGAAUUAAAAGAAGGGCUUGUUUCAUGGAAUACUUCAAAAGUUGCUAAGGUGCUCUUUCUCUCCUCAUUAUUUGAUUUACAAUUUUUAGUCUUUUUGCUACUUGAUUUUAGUCCUUGCUAUGUCUACCCUAGGUAGGAGUAGGUGUAAAAGAAGCAUGAGUUGCUUAGGGCAGGGGCUAACCUGCAGAGGUGGGUUUUAAGAUGGAAUGGAAUUUCAUGUAAACCCGAAAUUGUCAGGCAUGGACGAUCAACUUCCCCUCUAUUUUUGGACCAAGCAAGCACAGCAGUUCCAGGCACAGCAGUUGCAAGCCCAGCAGAUACAGGCACAGCAACUGCAAGUGGAACAAGUGCAACAAGUCCAACAGGUCCAACAAGUACAACAAGUGCAGCAGUUACAGCAAGUUCACACAGAGCCAACUGAUGGUAAAUAUACUUGUCUAGAAUGUGGAAAGACAUUCUCCAAGCGAAGCAGCUUUGAGUAUCACAAGAAGACCCACACAGGUGAAAAGCCUUUCAGCUGUGGCAUUUGUGGGAAAGCUUUUGCAAACAAUCGCAACCUUGUGGUUCAUACAAGGAUUCAUACAGGAGAAAGACCUUAUGAGUGCUCAGAAUGUGGGAAAACAUUUACACAAAGAAGUAUGUUAACUGUCCAUCUGAGAAUUCACACUGGAGAAAGACCAUAUCUUUGCAAUGAGUGUGGGAAAUCUUUCUACCAAAGUGAUCACUUAACAAAGCAUAGCAGAAUCCACACAGGGGAAAAACCAUACUCUUGUGAAGAGUGUGGAAAGGCAUUUUCGGAUAGUAGUGCUUUAAGACAACAUAUAAAGAGGCAUCAAGAAGUAGGACCUUUUAGAUGUGAGUACUGUGAAGAGCUUUUUGAUAAAAAAGUUUCAUAUGAUGUACAUAUGAUGGAGCACAAAGGGAUUAAGCCAGAAGAGUGUGAUGUUUGUGGAAAGCAGUUCCCUACCAAAGGUCUUCUUACAAAUCAUCGAAGAACUCAUUUCAAAGAAAAAGCAUUUAGAUGUGAACUUUGUGACGAAGAAUUUAUGAGAUUAGUGACUUUAAAGAAACAUGUGAAAUAUGCACAUGGCCAUGGUACUUCUGGACGUGUUCCACCAAUCUAUGAUGACAGACCAACAAGAAAGCCAUAUGGAGAAUCAAAACCUUUUAAGUGUGAUGAAUGUGACAUGACAUUUACAACAAAUGGUAAAUUCUUGGCCCACCAGCACACCCAUCGGCCAAAUAAACAGUUCAAGUGUGAUGAUUGUGGUAUGUGUUUUGCAAAAAGUUAUACUUUAGAAGUUCACAGACAGAUGCAUGCCAGUGCUCCCCAAGUAAUUCAGAAUGGACCAAUCCCAAUCAAUGCAAUGACUUCCAUUGGAUCUAUAACUCCAGUGUUGAGUGUGCCAGCUUCAGUGACAGUGCCACAGACAUCAAAUAAAGUUACAGCAUACGUCAAAGUUCCACAGCGCCCAGUUGCUGUUAAGCGAGAGCCUCGCUAUGACGAUCCUCUUGCCAUGGCUACUGCUGCUGCCCAGGUGACACCAGAUCUUGUAGAAAGUCUCACAGUGCCUGAACAGCAUCAAUCAUACAAUUAUGUUUAUUCAGCCCAGGGUAAAACUAUGUAUACAAACAAGUUCCGUAAACUUCCUGUGACCUUAGAGAUAAAAACCAGCAAAAUGUCAUUGCCACAGCAAGUCAGUGUCCCGUCAAUGUCUGUGGCUGUGACAGUUUCUGUGGCUGUCCCAGGCGUCCAUGUUUCAGUUCCAGCCAUCAACAUAGAGGAAAAGGAUGAUCACAUGAAUGUUUACCUCUGGAAUAAGUCACAGCAGACACAAGAUGCCAAAACCCAAGGAAGUGACGGCAAAUAUGAAUGUAGUGUAUGUGGGAAGGCCUAUUCCCAGAGGAGCAGCUUUGAGUACCACAAGAAAACCCACAGUGGUGAAAAACCAUAUCACUGCAGCACUUGUGGGAAAUCAUUUCUCAACAAGAGCAGUUUAGUUGUACACAAUCGCAUUCACACUGGAGAGAGACCAUUUAGGUGUGAUGACUGUGGCCGUGGAUUUACUCAACGCAGUAUGCUGACAGUCCAUCGAAGAAUUCACACAGGUGAGAGACCUUAUUCAUGUUCAGAGUGUGGGAAAGCUUUUUACCAGAGUGAUCAUCUUACAAAACAUAAAAGAAUACAUACAGGAGAAAAACCUUAUCUUUGUGGAGAAUGUGGAAUGGCUUUCUCAGAUAGCAGUGGAUUAAGACAGCAUGUGAAACGGCAUACAGAGAUGGGUCCAUGGCGGUGUGAGAAGUGUGAUAUAGUGUAUGAAAAACGUACACCUUAUGACCUUCAUAUGAUGCAGCACCGUGGAGAGAAGCCUCUUGAAUGUGAUGUUUGUGGUAAACUUUUUCAGUAUCGAUCUACUCUUGAUCUCCAUAGAAAAACACAUUUUAAGGAAAAGGUUUUUAAAUGUGAUGUUUGUGGUGAAGAAUUUACUGGUAAAGUUUUACUGAGAAAGCAUCUAAAACAUGUACAUACAGAACGAUACUAUGCCAGACGCCUUGUUGGCUGGAAUGGGGAUAACAAGUCGUCCAAACAACAGGGUGACACCAAACCUCUUAGAUGCGACCAGUGUGGUUUACUUUUUAAGGACAAUGGUAAAUUCUUGCUUCAUCAAAAAGUUCAUUGUCUUGAAAAAAGUUUCAAGUGUGAUGUUUGUGGUCUGGCAUUUGCUAAGAGUUACACACUGGAAGUUCAUAAGCAGAUGCAUCCACAUAUAUCUCCUCUUGUCAAUGCUACCAUGUUAACUGAAGUGCCAUGCCAAGAACUACAAGGAGCACCUGCAUCUGAGAUGACACUAACUCCUCUGUACCCUGCAGCCCAAGAACCUUCCAUUGUGACCCAAGAGAUCACACACAUCCCAACAGGUCAAGUAGUUAUUCCUAGCACCAGCAAGUUCCAGUCCUUCGUGAAAGUGCCCAUAAAAUCCCCAGCCAGCAAGGGCAAGCGAACUAAACCAUGGUAGUUUUUAAUUCACUUGUGAUAUCAGCGAAUGACUGAGGUUGGUAUCCUUGUUUGACUUUGGCUCCGCCUCUUUUUUGCCUUUCUUUCAUGAGUUAUGUGAAUCCUGUCAGAUUUCCUAUUCCUUUAGUACCUCUUGUCCAGUGAUUAAACUAUAAUUGCAAUUAUUGGAUUGAUCUGUGAUAAUACUUAAAAGAAAUUCAUAUUUGUUAUAAUUUUAUUGCAUAAAUUUGAGGGAACCUCAUAAAAAUGAAUGACUGUUUUUAUUGAUUAUAAUUUUUAUUUCCAAUUGUUAUUUAAUUAAAACAGUAUAAGAUGUAUAUAUGACAUUAUACCCUGCAGUUUAGUAUCUUCUAAAUGAUAUGCAAUUAUUAUAUAUAUUAUACUGACUAUAAAAAUGUGCAAUGAAUUCGCCAGUGAAAGGCCCUUUGGAUAUGACUGAUAUUGUGCCUAUUUCCUUUCUCUUCGUCUUAUGAAACAUAAGCAGGUUGGAAUAGGUAUGAAAAUUAUAAAUUAACAUCUGUGUAUGUAACAUAAGAUCAUUGCAGAUUUCAUGAAAUUCACAUUUCAUAAUAGACCAUUUGCAUUUAAUAAAAGCUGUAUAUUAUAUGAACUACAGAAAUUAAGUUCAGUGUAUAUAGUAAAUUCCUGAUAUUUUCCAUAGAGAUGAAAAAUUUAUUAAAUCUGUUUUAUAUGCAUUUUACUUUUGCCUUUGCAAAUUAAGAUAUUCUUUGAUAUAGUAGAGUGUUAUAUUUGUUUCUAAUGUAUGUGUGCAUAUGUUCAUAUGGUCUCAAGCAAGAGUCCAAUACAGUUGAGUGAGUGCCAGCAUGCCAAUUUAAUUGUGUGUGAAAAGGUAACUUCUUUAUAUCCUUAGAACUUAAAUGGUGCUAUGCAUCUACAGUACAUGAAAGGAUCUUAUACAGUAUAUGUUCUUUAUGAAUAGACUGAAAUAAAAGAUAUUUAUUAA